GUCAGAUUCUGGUUGACAGAUGCUGAAUGAGUAGGGCCUAGCUAGGGCUAGAUUAGAGAAGUGAUAAUGCAGAAUAAGCCAGGCUCAGCUGGUAGACGUGUUCUCCCACCUAUCUGCAGCGAUGCGGACAAGAAAUUCCUUCUUCAUCUUGAUGGCUUCAUUCAGUGUGAGUUGAAAAGACUGGAUUGUCCCAAUUCUGGACCUAAUGAGAUUCGUUACCAUAUCUACAAACAGGCAUUUGAUCAGCUUAUUGAUUAUGUUUCUGCCUACCGACCUUUACUGACAAUGGUUAAAGUGGAAUAUGAAGACUGCAUCAAUGCCGUGAAACAGGGGCAGAUGGAUGCAUUUUAUUUGAGAGGAAAGGUGACGUCUAUGGCAGCUGAAAAAACCACAGUGAGCAACUAUCGGAGAAGAGCAGUUGAACUAGAAGACAAAAUAUCAAUAAUAAAGGCAGACAAUGAACGCCUACAGAAGGAGUUGAAUGACAUAAUAAUGGAGAGAAGGAAGAGACAAGACAUGCUGCAGAUACUGAAUGAGAAGAAAGUUUCAAAAAAGAUCACCAAAGUUAAUCCCAACUUGCCCAUUCCAGGUUUAUCAAUUGAGGAAUCCACCGACUUGGGUGUCCUGAAAAAGACAAUGCAGGAGCUAGAACUGCGAAUGAAAAACCUGAUCAUUAGCAAGAACACACGCUACAUGCCACGCGAGUUCAAAGAAGACCUGAAGCAGCAGCUGAGCAGCAAGAUCCAGGCCAUGGACAGGGUGUCAGAAGUAAAUGAGCAACUGAAGGCUAGGUGUUGGAAGCUGAGACUAGCUCUUGAUGCUCUCAAGACUCACUACCGGGAAGGAGACUGGAGUCAGCCUGCUUUUGAGAUUAUUGCCACAGCCUUUGCAAGAUCUACGUCCAAGAUGAGCCUAACAAGCCAAGAAACUGUAACAUCGUUUGAUGAUGACGAUCCCACCAAGGAAAAAGAGGCUGAAUUACUUCUGGACUACAUUGAACAUUAUAAUGCUUUGUUUGAAGAUAAGAAGUAUGUACAGGCAGCAAUGCAUGCAGCCAACAGCCCGAAAGGUAUCCUGAGAAACACAGAGACAAUGGAGCGUUUCAAAGCUUUGAAGGUGAAGCCAGGGGAGAAGUCACCCUUAUUGUCAUAUUGUGAAGUUUUGAUAGACUCUGUUCCAGCAGUUGGAGUGGUUCCAGAUGCCUCUACAUCAUUAGAAUGUGUGAAGUGUGCACUGAAGGAGGAGAGGCUAGAUCUGAUCUAUCACUGGCUUGCCCAGGAAAGAUUAACAUGUACCGACGUAUUGGGAAAUGCACUAUACAACUAUGCUGAAGGAAAGAAAGAGGAUGUGAUUAGGACAGUCAUGGGCCUUGCUCAGAAGACAUACGCACGUGUAAAUGCUCAUGUGCAGGCUUGCGUGUGCAUGUGUCGGCAGAACAGGAUCCUUGCGAUGGUUGAGUACGCAGGUAGUAACAGGUUUACUAAAGAUGCCUAUCUAGCUGUUCUAACAGCUUGCCCAAGCCAGCGCUUAGCUGAAGAGAUGGUGAAAUUAAAAGGACCCGAGGGUGAGAUUCUCCUGUCCUUUGGAGUAGUGGUCCAGACACUGCUUGCCACAGAGUCUUUUGAGGUUGGCUUAGAACUGAUAGAAAACAUUGCUUUGGGCAAAAUAGAAGAUACUGUGAGUUUGAAAGAAGCAGUGUACCUUGACCAGGAAACCAGCCCAGAAGAGUGGCUUGAGAUCAUCGAAAGUUGUCAAGAUUAUGGUCUUUAUGACACUGCAUUAGAGCUGUUGGCAGCUGUCACGGUGAAGCUAGCCAUCUACAAAGCUGUUAACAAACACAUGGACAUGAAUACUAAAGACAGAGAGCAGGAGUAUUAAUAUCUGAACCAUUGAAAUCUUACAAAGCAUUAAUUAUGAUGCUGGUGAGAGCUGCCUUCCAAGUUUUAAGAGAUUCCUCUUUAGUGUGGUUCAUUUGUGCUGUCAUCUACAAAGCUAUUAACAAACAUAUUGACAUGAAAACUAAAGAGAGAGCAGAAAUAUAUUUAUCUGCUGUGUAAAAUACUAAUCUACCAAAGCAUGAUGCUGGAGAGUGCUUCCUUCCUGGUUUUUAAUUACUCCUCUCAGUGUGAUUCAUUGGUGCUGUCAUCUACAAAGCUGUUAACAAAUACAUGUACAUUGAUAUAAAAACCAGCAUUGCUAUUAAUAAUUACUAUUAGUAUUUGCUGUGCAAGAGUAAAAUCUCCCAAUAUUAGAUAAUGCAGGUGAAAGCUUCCUUCCAGGCUUCUCUGGGGUGGUCUACAUCAGGCAGUCUGGGAUAGUGGAUCCAUCUACUCUGGGCAAUUGUCUGCCUUUUUAUCUAUCAGGGGUAGUUGGAAAGUGCCUUCAACUCCCCACAGGGUAAUAUCUCCAUCUUUCCGAGUGCUUUUAUCCAUCAAGGGCAGUGUGUAGUGCCUUGAAUAUAUAGGUUUUUAAAUAUUAGUUUUACAUUACAACAAAGCACAUAGAGAGAUCAAAUUAAUAACCAAAUCCGUCCAUUGUUAAAUCGAUCCUUGCCUGUUUUCAAGUGUAUAAAGAAUGUUAUGUACAAGUUGGUAAGUGUAUAAGUAAAUAGUAACAGUACAUGACUGAAAGUAUAUACAAUUGACUCUGGGAUUUUUUUUAUUCAAAUAUCAGCGUAAAUACUGUAUUUUAACAUUUACCCUUUUGUUAUCUAUCUAUGAACAUUAUUUCCAUCAGAAUCAACAGUUGUCAAAAAUGUAUUAACUACGUACAAAGCAUGCAUUUUGCUGUUAUCCCUUUAACAUAAAAAUUAUUUACAAUCUAGAAAUUGUAGGCUGCAAACGUCAGUCUGAAAAUAAAAAUAUAAUGGGAUAUAAUUGUGAAGAAAAAUUUAUUUUAAGUCCAUUAAAUAGGAGACUUAAUCAAAAUAAUU
This is a messenger RNA of Anneissia japonica, 2932 nucleotides long. Its product is annotated as clathrin heavy chain linker domain-containing protein 1-like. The record is from RefSeq and is a predicted model, not a curated record. The transcript is spliced from 10 exons. The coding region runs from base 67 to 1878 and encodes 603 amino acids. Lineage: Eukaryota; Metazoa; Echinodermata; Crinoidea; Comatulida; Comatulidae.